This is a messenger RNA of Chanos chanos (milkfish), 3980 nucleotides long. It is a transcript of the gene nomo, whose product is annotated as nodal modulator. NCBI's taxonomy places the organism in Eukaryota, Metazoa, Chordata, Actinopteri, Gonorynchiformes, Chanidae. The record is from RefSeq and is a predicted model, not a curated record. Gene Ontology annotation, molecular function: carbohydrate binding. Bases 14 to 3646 code for a protein of 1210 amino acids. The transcript is spliced from 31 exons. Gene Ontology annotation, cellular component: endoplasmic reticulum membrane.
CCGUAGUACAGCUAUGGCUGCCAAUAGCGAAAUAAGGAUUCUUGCCUAUGUCAUCCUUUCUCAGUUUGUACUAUUGGCAAGGGGUGCAGAUGAUAUUUUGGUUGGUUGCGGAGGAUUCGUUAAAUCUGAUGUGGAAAUUAAUUACUCUCUUAUCGAGAUAAGGCUGUACACCAAACAGGGUUCCCUCAAAUACCAGACGGACUGCGCACCCAUAAACGGCUAUUUUAUGAUCCCUCUCUACGACAAGGGUGAUUUCAUCUUGAAGAUCGAACCUCCUCUGGGAUGGAGCUUUGAACCCACUGCUGUGGACCUACAUGUGGAUGGAAUCUCUGACAUCUGCACCAAAGAACAGGACAUCAACUUCUUCUUCACCGGCUUCUCUGUGACUGGAUCGGUCCUGAGUAAAGGUCACCUGCUGGGCCCGGCAGGUGUAGUGGUGACGUUGAGAAGAGCGGGAGAGGAUGCAAUCCUUCAGACCACUCUCACACAGACAGGAGGACAGUAUACUUUCUCCAAGGUGCUUCCAGGAAAUUAUGACAUCACUUCCACUCAUGCAUCAUGGACCCUGGAACAGAGCACAACCACGGUGACAGUUUCCAACGGCAACGCCCCGGCAGCAGCGCCCCUUGUGGUGAGGGGAUAUGAUGUUUCGGGCGAGGUUCAGAGCGACGGAGAACCUAUGAAAGAGGUUAACUUCCUGCUCUUCUCUGCCACCAUGACCACAGAGGACAUCAGUGGGUGUGACACAGCUCUAGUGGAUGGAGCGUCUUCAGGAGACGCCUCCCUCACUUACCUGUGCAGUACACAGUCUGGAGAGGACGGCACCUUCUCCUUCCCAUGCCUCGGCAGCGGGGAGUACACUGUGGUGCCGUAUUACAGAGGAGAGAGAAUCACGUUUGACGUGGCUCCGUCUCGGCUGGACUUCAGAGUAGAGCAUCGCAGUUUAAAACUAGAGCCAAUAUUUCAAGUCAUGGGCUUCUCAGUGACGGGAAGGGUCCUUAAUCGCCCCGAUGGGGAGGGUGUCCCGGACGCUUCCGUCACCCUCAAUAACCAGAUUAAAGUCUUAACCAAAGAGGACGGCUCUUUCCGUCUGGAGAACAUGACCACAGGGACUUACACAAUCCACACUCACAAAGAGUUCAUGUUCUUCGAGCCGGUCACGGUGAAAAUCGCUCCGAGCACUCCUCAGCUCCCAGACAUCGUCACUGCCGGAUUCAGUGUGUGUGGUCGUAUCUUGAUCACCCGUUUGCCUGAGGGGAUAAAACAGUUGGGCCGAUACAGGGUCACCCUCUCUCCCAGAGGUCAGGACCACAUGGCUAUCCAGACCACUGACAGUGACCACCAGGGAGCCUUCUGCUUCCAGGCCAAACCAGGAGACUACAGCGUACAGGUCACCCUCCCCGAAUCCGAAGUCAGAGCUGGACUCGGCCUGCAGCCUCACUCCCUGGACAUUUCUGUGGUCGACCACCCGCUGAACGAGCUGCUUUUCACCCAGUUCAUCACGUCUGUUUCUGGUUCUGUCUCCUGUCUGGCGGCGUGCGGAGAGUUGCCGGUGAGUCUCCAGCCUGUGAGCAGACAGGGCGAGAGGAUAAACGUGCAGCUGUCCGGCAGCAGCGACACACUCACCUUCAGUUUCAAUAACGUCCUGCCUGGGAAGUACAAAGUGAGCAUCGCUCAUGAGGAGUGGUGUUGGAAGCAGAAGUCGGUGGAGGUGGAGGUGGUGGACUCAGACGUGCUUGGGGUGGAGUUCAGACAGACAGGCUACAUGCUUCGCUGUUCCCUGUCUCACGCCAUCACCCUGGAGUUUUUCCAGGAUGGCAGUAAGCCGGAGAAUGUGGGCGUGUAUAAUCUGUCUAAGGGGGUGAACCGUUUCUGCUUGUCCAAACCAGGGGUGUACAAAGUGACUCCUCGUUCUUGUCACCAGUUUGAGCAGGAUUACUACACCUACAACACAUCUGCUCCCAGCAUCCUCACACUGACUGCUGUCAGACAUCACAUGACCGGACUCAUCACCACCAAUAAGAUAAUGGAUGUGACCGUCACAAUCAAGUCGUCGAUCGAGAGCGAGCCGGCGCUGGUCCUGGGUCCCCUCCGCUCGCUGGAGGAGCAGGAACGGGAGCGUCGUCUGCAGGAGCUUGCGGCCCAGAGGCAGGAGAGGGAGAGGAACGGAGAGGAGGCAGGCUCUCCCGAGGAGGAGCAGCUGGAGGAGCUCCAGGAGCCUUUUCAUUACGAGUUCUCCUACUGGGCCCGUGCUGGAGAGAAGAUCACGGUGACUCCUUCAUCCAAAGAGCUCCUCUUUUACCCCCCUGAGGUGGAGGCCACAGUUACUGGAGAGGGCUGUCCGGGUCGGAUGGUGGAGAUCGCUGGGAGAGCAGGGCUGUUUCUGGUUGGGCAGGUGUCUCCUGAGCUGAAGGACGUGGAGAUCACCAUUAAAGAGAGAGGAGCUUCAGUGCCCCUGGUUACAGUCCACACCGACGAGACUGGAGUCUACAGAGUGGGUCCUCUCCACAGUGAUUCUGAGUACGACGUGAAAGCCAGUAAAGAGGGCUUUGUCCUGACCCCCGUCGAGGGAACCCUGGGCGAUUUUAAAGCGUUCGCGCUGGCUGGAGUCACGUUCGAGAUAAAAGCUGAAGAUGGGUCACCUCUCUCAGGCGUCUUACUCUCUCUGAGUGGAGGAAACUUCCGCUCCAACCUGCUCACUCAGGACACAGGACUCCUCAACUUUAAUAAUCUGAGUCCAGGUCAGUACUACUUCAAACCCAUGAUGAAAGAGUUCCGUUUCGAACCUGCGUCUCAGAUGAUCACGGUAGAGGAAGGGCAGAGCCUCCAUAUCCCCAUCACUGGCUUUAAAACAGCCUACAGUUGCUAUGGCACGGUUCAGUCUCUGAGUGGCGACGCGGAGCAGGGCGCGGCCGUGGAGGCGGUGGGACAGGGAGACUGCAGCCUGUACAGCGAGGACACGGUGACGGACGAGGCUGGACGAUUCAGACUCAGAGGCUUACUGCCUGACUGUACCUACAUGAUCCAGCUGAGGGCUGAGGGGAAUGAUCACAUCGAGAGAGCGUUACCACAACACAGAACCGUCCAGGUCGGGAACAGUGACAUUGAAGGUGUGAACAUCAUUGCCUUCAGACAGAUCAAUCAGUUUGACCUGAGUGGAAACAUCAUCACUGCCCCGGAGUACCUGCCAACGCUCUGGGUGAAACUGUAUAAGAGUGACAACCUGGACAGUCCUUUCCAGAGCGUGUCGCUGGGCCAGUCCCUCUUCUUCCACUUCGCUCCGUUACCGCGCGACGGAGAGAGCUAUGUUUUGAUGCUAGACACCACGCUCUCACGCUCCCAGUACGACUUCAAACUGCCUCAGGUCUCCUUCACCUCGUCCGGUUAUCACAAGCAUGUCACUCUGUCCUUCAACCCUACGAGGAAGAUCCCUGAUCAGGACGUGGCCCAGGGCUCCUACAUUGCUCUGCCCCUGACUCUGCUGCUUCUGCUCGCCGUCUACAACCACGAGAAGGUGAUUCCACUUUUCCUCCAGCUGGUCAAUCAGAUCCAGGGCGUUCGGGCGCUGGCCCAGGCCAGCGGAGACGCCGCCAUCACAGACGACACCAAACGCCAGUCCAAAAAACAGAAAACCAGACGCACAUGAGAGCCGCAAACCGCUCCCAUCCUUCCUUAUCUGCCUAAGUCUGUGAGGCUAACGAUCCGGGAAGUUUCUUCGGAGCGUUCGGAAUGACCGGCACCUGUGACUGAAGACUCACGUUUCUGUCAAAUGACGUUGCCUUCACAUAUUGGUUAUUUAUUAAAGUUGAAUCAUGGAAAAAAAAGGAGAAAGAGAAGGUUUAAAAAAAGAAAUAAAGAAAACUGAGAGCCUCGUGUUUUAGAUCAGAACAAACCCGUUCAGUUCAGUUUGGUCUGAACUUUUGGCCUCUUCCACUGUCAGUUCCCUGUCUCUCUCUCCCCUUCUCUCUCUCUCUCUCUCU